AGUAUUCCGUUCUUCAUUGCUUUUAUUGGACUGGAGUUUGUUGUCAGCUGGGUUCAGAAGCGUAAGCUGUCGGGUCGGAUCAAUGAUGGCAUAAGUUCUCUUUCUUUAGGUAUCCUGUCUCGACUACCAGAUGUUUUAUUCAGAAGUAUUGACUUAAUUAGUUAUAUCUACGUAUGGAAUAACUACAGACUCUUUGAACUGCCCUGGGACUCGCCAUGGACAUGGUAUUUGACACUCCUGGGAGUGGACUUUGCAUACUACUGCUUUCAUCGCAUAAGCCAUGAGGUUAAUAUACUGUGGGCAGCACACCAAGUACAUCAUAGUUCUGAGGAUUACAACUUAUUCACAGCCUUGAGACAAUCUGUACUGCAGAAAUACACCUCCUGGAUUUUCAACUUGCCCAUGGCUCUCUUCAUUCCACCUUCAGUGUUUGCUGUUCAUCUACAGUUUAAUCUACUUUACCAGUUUUGGAUACAUACAGAGGUUAUCACCAACCUUGGGCCUCUGGAGUUGAUUCUUAAUACUCCCAGUCAUCACAGAGUUCAUCAUGGUAGAAAUCCUUACUGCAUUGACAAAAAUUAUGGUGGCACACUCAUUAUCUGGGACAGGAUAUUUGGAACAUUUGAAGCAGAAGAUGCAAAAGUUGUAUACGGCUUAACACAUCCAGUAAAUUCAUUUGAUCCCAUCAUGCUCCAGUUACGUCCCUUGGCUCAUAUUUGGAACACGUUUUGGGCCACACCUGGAUUCUGCAAUAAGCUUUCUGUCAUAUUCAAAGGGCCAGGCUGGGGACCAGGAAAACCUAGACUUGGCCUUCCUGAGGAAAUCCCAGUGAUCACUGGAAGAGAAGUUCCCUUCAAUCCAGGUGUACCAGCUUAUCUUAAUUGCUAUGCAGUUGUACAUUUUGCUGUAAUAAUGGACUUGUAUACUGAACUUCUUGGUUCCGUGACUAUGUUAUCACAGGGAACUAUUCUCCUGAGAAUUGGCUUUAUCAUUCUGUCCCUGACCUCUUUUGGACUACUUAUGGAAAACAGGCCCAAAGCAGGAAUUUUGGAAAUCAUCCGCUGCUUAAUCUUCGUAGGUGCAUACAAACUUGGCCACUUAAGGAGUCAAUUUUCUUCCUUGGGCUAUGCAUAUGAGGUUUGUGAUAUUAAUAGCUUUUAUGAUGUUUGUGAUGAACUUCAAAGAGUUCCUCAUUUUGAUAUAAAUGGUCCACUUGUGCUCUCAGUAUGUUAUGCAAUUUCUGGAUUCGUGGUAGAAAUGCUCUUAGGUGCGGUGGGUGUUAAAAAAGCAGCUAACGAUUGCAAUUCCAGCAGCAGAAGCCCUGCUCUCAGGCUCCAGCCUCUUGCCCUUGCUGCCCAGCUAAUUGGCUUGGCCGGCUAUUCUAGUGCAGCUGAGGAUUUUUCUUCAGAUAA
Balearica regulorum gibbericeps (East African grey crowned-crane) is the source of this 1412-nucleotide messenger RNA. NCBI's taxonomy places the organism in Eukaryota, Metazoa, Chordata, Aves, Gruiformes, Gruidae. The record is from RefSeq and is a predicted model, not a curated record.